This is a messenger RNA of Amaranthus tricolor (Joseph's coat), 1751 nucleotides long. RefSeq names its product UDP-rhamnose/UDP-galactose transporter 6-like. Gene Ontology annotation, cellular component: Golgi apparatus. The record is from RefSeq and is a predicted model, not a curated record. The coding region runs from base 605 to 1600 and encodes 331 amino acids. Gene Ontology annotation, molecular function: antiporter activity; UDP-galactose transmembrane transporter activity. The transcript has 7 exons. Lineage: Eukaryota; Viridiplantae; Streptophyta; Magnoliopsida; Caryophyllales; Amaranthaceae.
GUUCGUGCGAAAGACCCUCGUUACUUUCUCUACUAUUCUUCUGCCUCAUUCUUUAAGUCGAUUUUUUCUGUGAAGAAGUUACAUAGAAAACUACCAACAUCAAAGUGAAAUGAAGGAAAGAUAGAGAUCUAUCAAAAUCAUUGAUUCAACCAAUUUGUUAAUUCAAUUGGUUCAUCAAAUUGAGAAAUACCCACUUGCUUAAACGAUCAAAGCUUUCUGCUUUCAUUGGUUUGAUCCUUUAUUCAUAGAUAUACUGAGUUGGGUUCUAUCACUCUUGCAGUUUGCUACUCUCUUCUAGUUUUUUGGGAAGUAAAGGAGGAACUUCAUUGUGAUUAAGACUAGAGAGGCGGACCCAGGAUUUUAAUUACGGAGGGAUACGCUAGUUUCCCUACUUGUAGAGGUUGACUAUUGAGUACAUUUAUGUCUUUACAACUAGUAUGAUACUCCUACAGUUUUGGAUUGGAGUCUGGAUGAUACUCGUCCAGUCGUAUCGUGGUGUUUACGUAAAGUGUGUGAAAGGCUUGCUUGUGAACAGUAAAUGAUGUGGAUUGUGUAACAAAAGCUGAGGUCUAAGCUUUGAGUUGUUUGAAAGUUUUAAUAAGAAAUGGCUCCAGUGACCAAGGCAGAGAAGAAAGCAGCUUUCGAUGCAGCCGCUUGGAUGUUCAAUGUUGUCACAUCAGUAGGAAUUAUAAUGGUCAAUAAAGCUCUCAUGGCUACACAUGGCUUUAGUUUUGCUACUACAUUGACGGGUUUACAUUUCACAUUCACAACUGUAAUGACACUUGUUCUUAAAUGGCUUGGGUUUAUACAACCCUCCCAUCUGCCAUUGCCGGACCUGCUGAGAUUUGUUGUAUUUGCUAACUUUUCCAUUGUUGGCAUGAAUGUUAGUCUUAUGUGGAACUCAGUGGGAUUCUAUCAGAUUGCAAAGUUGAGUAUGAUCCCUGUAUCCUGUCUGUUGGAGAUUGUGCUCGAUAAAGUUCGAUACUCCAGAGACACAAAGCUCAGCAUAGGGCUUGUUCUUGUAGGUGUCGGUGUAUGCACAGUUACCGAUGUUAGUGUAAAUACUAAAGGUUUUAUCGCUGCUUUUAUUGCCGUGUGGAGCACUUCUUUGCAGCAAUAUUAUGUACAUCAUCUCCAAAAAAAGUAUUCACUCAGUUCCUUCAAUCUCCUUGGUCAUACUGCACCUGUACAAGCUGGAUCUCUGCUUAUAUUGGGCCCUUUUAUUGAUUAUUGGUUAACCAGCAAGCGGAUUGAUGUGUACAACUAUACUUUACCAGCUAUGAUCUUUAUAACCCUAUCAUGUACGAUUGCUAUCGGGACAAACCUGAGCCAGUUUAUCUGCAUCGGAAGAUUCACAGCCGUAUCAUUUCAAGUACUUGGCCAUAUGAAGACCAUCCUAGUUUUAAUUCUCGGCUUCAUUUUCUUCGGGAAAGAAGGGCUGAAUUCGCAGGUGGUGCUCGGCAUGAUAAUUGCUGUAGCCGGAAUGAUAUGGUACGGAAACGCCUCCUCAAAACCGGGUGGAAAAGAACGUAGGAGCGCUUCUUUACCUAAGCAGCAAAAGAACGUAACCGAUUCUUCCGAACUUGAUUCAAAGGUCUAACCAUACUUUUCAGUUUUCCCAAUCCCCACACAUAGAGAUGUAGAUUUAAGUAGACUAUGUUAAGUGAUCUAGAUUUGAACUACAUUAUCAGAUUUUACAGAACAGAUUAAUUGAUUAUUGUCUUAAUUUAUAAAUAUUUGUAAUUCUUUUA